Molecule: messenger RNA, 738 nt
Organism: Exophiala viscosa
Lineage: Eukaryota; Fungi; Ascomycota; Eurotiomycetes; Chaetothyriales; Herpotrichiellaceae
Product: orotate phosphoribosyltransferase
Exons: 1
Coding region: 1-738 (245 amino acids)
Biological process (GO): pyrimidine ribonucleoside biosynthetic process; 'de novo' pyrimidine nucleobase biosynthetic process; pyrimidine nucleotide biosynthetic process
Cellular component (GO): cytoplasm
Molecular function (GO): orotate phosphoribosyltransferase activity
Source: RefSeq, a predicted model, not a curated record
AUGGCCGCAGAAACAUCAUAUACAGACACCAUAAUACCCAUCUUUCUAAAGGCCAAUGUCCUCUCCUUCGGCACAUUCACUCUCAAGUCUGGCCGGACAUCACCCUACUUCUUCACCUCCUCCCUCCUGCAUACCUCGACUCUCUUGGGUGCUCUCGCCCGCGCAUAUGCCUCAGUACUGAGUGCCCCUCCGUUCUCCCUCCCACUUGGGACAGAAGAGGCUGGCUCCGAAGCAGACGGCUCCUUCUCGCCUCACUUCGACAUUCUUUUCGGUCCUGCUUACAAGGGCAUUCCACUAAGUGCAGUUGUGACUCGAGAGUUGGAGUUCAGCGGAAAACAAUUUGCCGAUGUAUCAUACUCAUUUAACAGGAAAGAAGCCAAAGACCACGGAGAAGGUGGACUUAUCGUGGGAGCACCUCUCAAGGGUAAGAGAGUAGUCAUCCUUGACGAUGUGAUGACCGCAGGCACUGCGUUACGCGAGUCUGUCUCAAUCAUCAAGGCGCAAGGUGGAACUGUGGUCGGUGUUGUACUCCUGCUCACAAGGCAAGAGCGGGUAAGCGAGACCGAGCCUCGGAGUGCUCAAAAGGUCGCAGAAGACGAGCUUGGUAUACCUGUCCGGGCUGUGGUGAAGUUCGAAGAUCUGAUCAAGGCUGUCGAAAAGGGUCUUGUGGAAGGGGCCGGUCCAGAACAAGUGCAGCAGAUGAAGGUAUACCGCGAAAAGUUCGGAGCCAAGGACUGA